This is a messenger RNA of Mytilus californianus (California mussel), 1671 nucleotides long. RefSeq lists its product as uncharacterized. Lineage: Eukaryota; Metazoa; Mollusca; Bivalvia; Mytilida; Mytilidae. The transcript has 2 exons. The record is from RefSeq and is a predicted model, not a curated record. Bases 191 to 1216 code for a protein of 341 amino acids.
GGGUCCAUUCUAUUUGAUAAUCUUCACGAAUUAUACUCAAAUAACACAAAUACGAGAUGUCAGAUAAUUUAAUUGUAAUUGGUCAAUACAAAUGCCACAUAGGUGUCUAUUAUGGUUUGUUGUAGGGUCUAAGUAAUAGGGAAAAUAAAGAAUAGAAGGAUACAUUUUUUCAGUAUUGCUGACAAAAAAAAUGGGAAAAUGGAUGGAGUAUUCGAAAUUUGUUUUAAUCAUUAUUUUCAUUUCUUUAUUUAUAAUUCUGUUCCGUCAUACGAGAUUAAGAACUAUUGAAAAAUUUGUAGAACCUUUCACUGAGCAAACGGCUAGCAAACGCGGUUCAUAUUUUUCUACAUAUUUAGAGGAAAUAAACAAAACAAGGUUAGUAUGUGGCCAGCUAUGUAAUACAUCACGAAAAGGAACUCCAGGAAUUUUUUUUGAGAAAAUUACAGCCACUAUAAAUUGUGAAGCUUUAUUUCUAAACGAAUAUGUUGAUUCAUCUCAUGGGCUUGCGCAUGCUCCAAGAAAAAUACCUUCAAUUUUAUUGAAAGAAUAUACGAUGAAUGGCCUAAUAAAAGUGCACACGGCCUAUUUUAACCAACCCUACCUUGGUAGUAAUGCGAGGAUACCUAUUUGGACCAAAUCUUUACUCAAGGAGUAUGUAGCGCGAGCAAAAGAAGGUAAACUGUUUGGUGUUUAUGGAAUAUCUGAAACUAACGCACUUAGGGACGGACUACAACAUGCACCAGGAGUGAAAGGAGGGCGUGUCCUAGUCAUAGGAUCUGAAAAACCAUGGGUUGAAGCAUGCUUACUUGAGAUAGGUGCAAAAAGUAUUGUUACACUUGAAUAUGGAAGGAUCAAAUCUGAACAUGAGCAAAUAACAACUAUGGUUCCAUCUGAAUAUAGACGAACAUUUUUAGAUAAUACAUUAGGAUUAUUUGACGCAGUUGUAUCAUUUAGUUCCAUAGAACAUUCUGGACUAGGAAGGUAUGGGGAUGCUCUGAAUCCGUGGGGCGAUUUAAUAGCAGUGGCUAGGGCUUGGUGUGUAACAAAAACAAAUGGAUCUCUGGUACUCGGUGUACUAUACGACAUAAAUAGAGAUUACAUUACAUUCAAUGCACACAGGUGUUAUGGUAGAAAAAGAUACCCAUAUCUGACAACAAAUUGGAUUCAACAUUAUUUGGGGACAGGGAUUCAACGUGUUCAUGUGUUUACAAAAUAGAAUUAUUCAUAAUAUUAUCUUAUAUUAAUAUGCUUGAUACCAAUAUGAUAGAAAGGAGGUACAAAGAAUUUCAUAUCUAUCAUAACUCCAUAAUAAUGAGGUACCAAGACAUCUCUUCGCAGUAAUUCAUCAAUACCGUGUGCAUCUCGUUAGACGUCGUAUAGAUUACCUUUGGGUCCUCAAUGCUCUUUAACUUCGUACUUGAUUUUGACUUUUAACUUUUUUAUUCGAUCGUCGCUGUCUUUUGAAGACAAAAUGCAAGUCUAGCGAACACAGUUAUAAGUCUGGUAUCUUUGAUGAGUUUUUAAUGGGCCAUUUCAGUUGCAGCUCGUACAAGUAUCAACCACAUUCAGAUUCACGGUGCGCUCAACACCCAUAUACAAUAGCAUAUGAAUAACCAGAUGAACUGACCUUGACCUCACUUUCACCAUUGAUUGAUUAAAAUUUUUACUAUA